AAAGCAAAGCCGAUAUAAAGAGAAAUGCACUGCCGGACAGGAAGCCGAAAGCCCAGUAUUCGUUCACGCCGAGAUCGCCUGUGCUCUGUGACAGGCCAAUGUACACUAGGCUAUUCACCAGCCUGGUGGAAAGGGAAUUAAACACCCAGAAAAGUGUGCUUAAAAAUAUUUUAAAAAACUGUUUCUCUUCUUGCAGUGGAAUAGGUUUCAGAUAAUAGGAGCUCUAGGUAUUUGGCUAUAUGACAGCAGAAAAUAGACGCGAAAGGGCAGAUGGGCCGGAAUCACUGAAUUUCAUCAAAGGAUGGUUGAUCUGGAAACAGUCACCGACAGCCACCGGUAAAGGGCAAGUGAUUGCCUGCCAUGGCGUAUAUGUACUGUACAUAGCCGACAUUGAUUCUCGAAUGAUACCGACGUAGACCUAAAGAUUCUUUUGCAGACAAGUUUCAGUUUGGAAAUCCUUUGCGAUCGUAAGUCGGAAAAUGAGUAUUAGUAAAGGGGUUUUUUUGUUCCAAUUUCUUUGUAGGUCUUAUUUAAACAAAAAAUAAUAUUAACGUUAAUGUCUGUAGACAUGGAUAGGCUAUUGUUUUUGUUUUAAAGCAGUCUAUUUACCGACUGUGUAACGUUUAUCACCCGUGAAUAAUAUAAGGACUGUUAUCGGGCAUUCCAUUUAUACCCAUUAUGGAAAGCUCACUAAAUCAAUAAAGAUUUGGGAACAUUACAAAGCACAGCGAUCGAUAGCAGCCUACCACGCACGUAAGAUUAAAACAACAGGAAAUACGCAACACACACCACGUUGAUUGUCUUGACCGUCAUGUUAAACAGGUCGAUUACAGAUGGUAAAACAGCUGAAUCGUUUGAUCCCUUCAUUCACAAAACCCCGUAGGGUGUCAGCCCUGGUAAAUUCAGAUUUCUGUUCUCCAAUUUCUAAAUACACGUACAUGUAGUACGAUUUCAGAGUAGUUCACGCUUGUACGCUUGAGUGCAUGUCACCGGUUUGACAUGCACUCACAUUAUGAUGUGACUUGCACUAUACGACACUCCGGUCUGGAUUGGAUUGAGCGAACGCUUUCCCAUUGAUUGUGCUCGAUUUGGAUGGGUGCAGGUGAAGUGGCUUGUAUUUAGUCACAAACGGUCCUAGCCUAAGACCAGCAUCGAAGCUAUUAACAGGACUCGCAUGGGAGCACUUACAUGCGCACGUAGAGCAUAGGCAGACCGUAGCGGCUAAAAUGUGAAGCUGUAGCCACCACAAAGUUGGAUGACUGACAGAUCGUCACUCCUUUCAUUUUGGUGAAAGGAUUGAUGCAUUACGCAUUUGGGGAGCAAAAUGGUUUGCUCUGUUAGGCAGAGGUUCUUCGGUUGGUUUGCCGCCCUCUGCACUUUCUUCGUUGUUGUCCAGAUGAUGCUGAUUAUCAAACAACAGAGAAUUGACAUCCUCGGCGGGCAAACCAACAAGGACGCCAGUCCCCUCGACCCUGCAUCGGGCCAACAUAACAAAACUGUUAGGAGAAACGAAGCCCAGAAGUCGGCCCACCGUGGCCGUGGAAAACUCCCUCAAAUAGCUGAUAAAUUUCUCAUUGACCCAUCUCCCUCGAACAACAGUCUGUGGCCUUUUCACCGACGCUGGGACACCAACUGCUCAGCCAUAUUUGCAGGCGAUACAAGAGUUAUUCGACCGACCUAUCACAGGUUGAAGGAGGAGCGUCAAGCGCAUAAUGGCUCGAUUCUGGUGCCGGAGGACCACGAGGUGCAGACAUGGACGCGCUACUGUGAAUCAUACAAGCGCCUGAGGCGAUAUCCAAGCAGCCCGCGCUCGAAGGAAGAGGCUGAAUUCCCCGUUGCAUACAUCAUCGUUGUUCAUAAGGAGGCAGCCCAGGUCGAGCGACUCUUGAGGGCCAUUUACCAACCUCAGAACCUCUACUGCAUCCACCCUGACACAAAGUCGUCGUCGGACUUCCAUCGGGCGAUCAGGGGGCUGGUGGGCUGCUUCAAAAACGUCUUCGUCGCGUCAAAGACUGAAGAUGUGCAGUUUGCCGGGUUCACCAGGCUCUUGGCCGAUAUCAACUGUAUGAGAGACCUGACUGGUCCGAGAGGCGACGAGUAUCGCUGGAAUUACGUCAUAAACCUAUGCGGGCAGGAUUUCCCACUGAAAACUAAUCUGGAGAUUGUUCGACAACUCAAGGCCUACAAAGGUCACAACGAUAUCACCGGCGUCCUAGCGCCACCACACUACAUUGGCAGGACCUCUUACCAUCAUGUCAUCGAAAACAAGCAAGUCAAAAGGACCAGCAGGGCCAAGGCGCCCGCACCUCAUGCACUGAAAAUCCACUUCGGGAAUGCUUACUACGCAGCCACCAGGCACUUCGUUGACUAUGUCCUGACUAGUCCAGCAGGUACCGACCUCUUGCGCUGGUCCAACGACACUUACAGCCCGGACGAACACUACUGGGUCACCUUGCAGCGUGCGCCCGGGACGCCGGGCGGCUACCCGCACCCGACGUGGGACGGGAACGUCAGGUUCAUGAAGUGGUGGGGAGACGAUAUGAAAUUGCCAUGGUGCAGGGGCAUGUACGUGCGGUUCCAGUGUAUAUUCGGCGUCGGCUACCUAGAGUACCUCGCCACGCAGCCUCACCUCUUUGCUAACAAAUUCUACUACAGCUACGACCCGGUAGCGAUACAGUGCUUAGAGGAGGCGCUCAUCAGCAGGACUCAAAACCCUGCACUAUCAGACAGGCUUCCUAAUUUCCCCGUCACGAACCUCGUGUGGCAAAACCAUACAGCCUUACCGUAACCAAGUGUAUGAUUUACCCCUCAACUAAGUAGGCACAAGGGCAUCUUUUGAAAUGUGUCAACUGGAAAUGGACGGAGACGCUGGUUUGUAGAGAUCCUGACACAAUCUUAGGAUGACGACAUAUUACGGGCAAUAUGGUGACAUCAUGAGAUGUUUUAACGCAGGAAUGGAAAUGCCACAUCCUGAGUUAAUUUAUCAUGGGAUGACGACAGCGUAAAAGUGAUAUGAUGACAUUAUUUGUCAAUGAGUGCCAUGACAAACCACCUUGAAAACAGGUGGCCCGAGGUGCUAAUGUUUUUCAAUGCAUUGUCCUGUUGCCAUGGUAUUAAUUAGAAUAAUAAAACGUCAUGAUGUCUCUGGAUGAUGACAUCCUGAGCUAAUGGUUAUUGUCAUUACCAGGAGGAUGUCAUCAUCCAAAUUUUAGGAUGUCGUCAUCCCAUGAUAAAUUAUCUCAGGAUGUCGACAUCUUGCCUUUGUUAUGUCGUCAUCCCAAGAAAAAUAUGUCAAGAUCUCAACAAGUCGGAUGGCACUCUCAAAGUUCCGUAGUAAAAGGCUUGUUCCUUGGCAAGGAUGGCAUGCGUAUAAUGAGAGCCUGAAUACUUCGUGGCAGUGUCGCCUCUGUGUGUACCUAUGUCGCGCGAAUUUGAUCAAAUAUUUGAGCCGGCGAGAAACCUUUCGAAUAUUUGGUUGUUCGUAUAUAGUGUUUUGUUUCAGUUGGAACUAAAUACUGAUUUGUAUGUUGGCCUACACCUAGGCCCAUUUCAUACAUUUCAGUAAAUAUACAUAUAAUGGUCUCACUUGGAGAAAAAAAUAUGGCUGCACCCCCUACAUGUUCCUUAAUUUGGAAAAUUGAGAUUGCCAAUAUUAAGGAGCUGUAAUGAUCAGUUCUGAAGAGGAUUUUGAGAAGAAGGUACAUGUAUACUAGACUGUGGGUGAUGAGGAGCGACGUAGUUGAAAUUAAUUGAAAAGCAAGGAAAAACUGUGAAUUGAAGAAGUAGAGAAUUAUUUUGUUGUGUUUUCAAAAGCAGAUGACACCAAACUAAAGCGAUGUCUGUAUAAUCUGAGGUGCAUCUUGUGAAAUGGCCCAGUUGUCGUAAAGUUGGCCAUGUUGUUAUAGCUAUGGCACUGGGAAGGCACGGGCCUGCAGCGCGACGCCAUUCAUUCCCGUGGUUUUAAACACCGGAGAGAUGACCGACAUGAUGGCUUGGAUGCAAGAAGGAGGGGUCCUUGCCACUGCCAAUUCCCUCUCUGUGUGUCCCUUGUUUGUCAGGAACUAUACUCGUCCAUCUCUGGCAAGGCUCCCAGGUGGUCCUGUAAGGACCAUGACGUGGCCGUUAACAUGGGUGUCGCCCUGGUAGGGCGUACUCUCGAAUUAAGCACCGCAGAAGCUUAGACGGGCUGACCUCUUGGCCUAAGGGACUUCAUGUAAGACAUAAGUUUUCUUUUCUAGUGACAAGUCUGUACGGUGCUUACCCAUCUUCGCUACUUAAAUUUAAAUUGCUUUGAUGCCCAGACACAGCUUUCUGUUAUAAAGGCACAACCAAACAAACGAUAAUUGUAUGAUACGUCCGUCAGUAGCCUUGGUCAAGGCGUUUGUCAUUCGUCGCAGCGCACGGCAUGCAGUGCGCACCUGCCGCUUGAAAUCAGGGCGAAGAGCGACCUCA
Messenger RNA from Acanthaster planci (crown-of-thorns starfish), 4452 nucleotides. RefSeq names its product N-acetyllactosaminide beta-1,6-N-acetylglucosaminyl-transferase pseudogene. The record is from RefSeq and is a predicted model, not a curated record. NCBI's taxonomy places the organism in Eukaryota, Metazoa, Echinodermata, Asteroidea, Valvatida, Acanthasteridae.